UUUUGAGACUUGCCCGCAGCAGCAGCAGCAGCAGCUGCAGAAGCAGAGGAACCAGCCCUAACCUAAGCGAAGGCGGGGUUAAAGACAGAAAAAAAAACAAGGAAUUUCCUGGUGAGCUACGACAACACAGGAAGAUGAACGUGGGCGUAGCUCACAGCGAGGUGAACCCCAACACGAGGGUGAUGAACAGCAGAGGAAUAUGGCUCACCUACCUGCUGCUGACCGUCGUGCUGCACAUCGUCCUGCUCAGCAUUCCUUUCUUCACCGUGCCGCUCGUCUGGACUCUCACCAAUGUCAUCCACAACUUGGUGAUGUACCUGUUUCUACACACAGUGAAGGGAACUCCCUUUGAGACACCGGACCAAGGCAAAGCUCGUCUGCUCACACACUGGGAACAGAUGGACUACGGAGUCCAGUUCACGUCUUCGCGCAAAUUCCUCACCAUCUCGCCGAUCGUUCUGUAUAUUCUCGCCAGUUUCUACACGAAAUACGACCCCACGCAUUUCCUAAUCAACACGAGCUCCCUCCUCAGUGUCCUCCUCCCAAAGUUGCCUCAAUUUCACGGAGUACGGAUAUUUGGGAUCAACAAAUACUGACUGGAACACUGGAUUUUAAACCACUGACACUGGACCGCUGAACUAUUUUUAUGUUUAGGAGGUUUUGGCUGGGGGAGGAGAGUUCAGUUUGUCUUACAAACUGUGUGGAGUAAUCUAUGAAUAUGCAGUUUUUUGCUGCCUUUUGCAGCCUGAAAAAAAAAAAUGUAAAUGCACCGUUGCUGUUGAUGUUUUUCUUUACUGACAUUCCUGAUGUAUGUUUAUCAAAAGCCAGACUUUGUUCUCGGCGUCGAGAAAGAACGUAUCUGAACUGCACUGCUUUUCUGUUGCUUAUUUUUAAAACGGUCAUCAUCCUCGUCUCUACGAAAUGCACUGGCUGCACGUCUGUAAAACUGUAUCCGUGAAUGAAUUCAUCGUGGCAGUUUGGUUCCAUGUCCUAAUAACACUUUCAUAAGUUUCUUUCUUGAUUUUACUAUGAAGGAUUUACAUGCAGCAUGCAUUUACAUGCCUACAAUAAAAUACGUCAGUCUUUGUUUUGCUAUCGUACACACAAUCAUAUACUUACGUUUGUGGAUAUAUUAUAUAAAUGAGCGGUGAGAGCUACACGGUGUGCACACUUGGUUGUCUUAUCUU
Molecule: messenger RNA, 1187 nt
Organism: Larimichthys crocea (large yellow croaker)
Lineage: Eukaryota; Metazoa; Chordata; Actinopteri; Sciaenidae
Gene: ormdl2
Product: ORMDL sphingolipid biosynthesis regulator 2
Exons: 4
Coding region: 135-596 (153 amino acids)
Cellular component (GO): endoplasmic reticulum membrane
Source: RefSeq, a predicted model, not a curated record